CAUGUGGUUGUUAUGUUUUAGUGUACGUCUGUAUGAGUAGUAAUGCAUCUCCUACAAACAGCGCACAUUUCCGGUGGCAGGAACUGAACGACACAUCUCUGCACUUAAACGAUGGCGUCAAAAUCAAGUUCAAGCAGGUUCCAGCUGAUGACGAUGCUGAUCAGCCUGUUUCUGAUGAUGGGGAUAGCUCUAUACACUGUGUUGUACCAAGGAACAAGUAUGUUGAACUUGAAGCCUCAUAUACGUGCGAUAGGGAGUAUGUUUAUAGCACCGCCCCCUCCUAAACCGAAACCAGUGAUUCAAGUCACCUAUUAUAACAGACCAGCGUGGAUAAGCCAACACGUGUUCGACACGUGUAAGGAUCGGUGCGAAAUGAUUUCGUCAUCAAGAUAUAAGAACAGUGACGUAGUUGUGUUCCAUGCUCCUACUCUAUAUCUUGGUACACCUUUGAAGAAAUACAGGGGUCAAACUUGGGUUUUUCAUGAUAUGGAACCGCCGUCUUUAGUUCCGAAUUUCAAAAGAUGGAAACGGUUAUUCAACUGGACACUAAGCUACAGACGAGAUGCCGAUAUCUUUAAUCCAUAUAGUACUUUUACACGGAGAACAGACGCAGAGAAAAACGAUAUACAUAAAAUUGAUUGGAACAAUAAAACUAGGAAUAUUGGAUGGAUAGUUUCACAUUGUGGAGUUGCAAGUCAAAGACUCAAAUACGGAGAAAAACUUAAACAAACUAUUGAUGUUGAUGCAUUUGGUCGAUGUGGGAAGCUUCACUGCCCAAGAGGCCAAUGGCAAGAGUGUCUCGGAAAGUAUAAAUUCUAUGCAUCGUUUGAAAAUUCUCUAUGCACAGACUACAUAACGGAAAAGAGCUUCCGGGUAUUCGAACGGAACGUAGAUUCAAUACCUGUUACCCGUGGUGCUCCUGACUAUUCUAUGUUCCUCCCCCCGGGAUCUUUCGUAAACACUAGAAACUUCUCAUCAACAAGCAAUUUAGGUAAUUUUUUGAAAAGAUUGUCAGAUGACAAACCUACGGUCAUGAAAUAUUUCAAGUGGCGUCGGUACUACAAGGCUAAUGAUCAGAUAGACAGUAAGAUGGGUUUUUGUGAGUUAUGUAGGAGAUUACAUAAUCCUUCACUGAAAUAUAAACGACUGUAUGAGCAUAUUGAUGAGUGGGUAAGACAGGAAGCAUUACCUCGGCGUUCGUGUAUACCUGUAGCAGACUUAAUAUAAAAUUUAAUGAGAAAGCGAUAUUGCACUGUAGCGGAAUACAAUAUAAAAAAACACAAUCCUGUUACCACAAAUUGUCGUUGCAAGUUACUUAAAGUCAUGUUUAUCGUUAUGUUGCGCAAGGCUGGGUACGAUAUCCUGUAUGACUGGUAUUACAGUUGCGGCUGGGUUAUAGUUGAGGCGGGGUUAAAGUUUAGGCGGACCUGUAGCUAGGGCGGGGUUAUAAUUAGACAAACAUUACAAUUGGACAGGUGUUAAGGUUGGACAGGUGUUAAAGUUGGGAUGGACCGGGAUCUGGGGCGGGGCUAUGAUGGGCAGAUAUUACAGUUGGGCUGAAGUUGAAGUUGGAUCGUUGUUAUAUAGAGAGGUUCCCCGUGCAAAUGGGUUAGGUUUUGGACGGAGUGAAGUAUGGGGAGAGGUUAACUUUGGGGCGGGUUGGAAGUUUGGUCGGCGCUAGUGCUAGGGUGGGGCUUUAGUUGGGCAAAUAUUACAGUAUGACCAUGCUUAUAGUUGGACAGGUGUUAUUUGUGGGUCAGUGUUACACUUGCAGCGGGUUGGGUUAAUAUGGGGGCGGGGCUAGAGUUAAUAAUAAUAAUAAUUUACGACAUUUAUAUAACGGCCUUUGAACAUUACAAUACUCGAAGGCGCUUUAUAACACAUAUAUAAUAGUAUUCCUACAGUGACUGGUAUAAAUAUAGAAGGUAAAAACUUAUGCAAAUCACCAUUUUACACAAUGCAACAAUAUGUAUUUCCAUAUGCACAUAUAUUUAUAUAAGGUGGUAAGUACAUGACGUUCGCGCAAAAAAGACUACAUGUAAAAUGCAGCCGUAAAAAGGUCGGGUUUUUUUUUCGUGAAUUUAGCCAGAGGUUUUGACUUCCUGAAAGCAGAUGGUAAGCUAUUUCAUAACAUGGCCAUAACCCUUCCAAAACACCGGUUUCCACAAGUCACACAGUACGAGAUUGUGGGACCACAACAAUGAUUCUGUCUCUGACCUCAGUGUUUGUGACGGCUGAUACAGGGCGACAAGCUCCGAUAAGUAUUGGGGAGCUGUUCCAUUCAGUGCCUUGUAUGCGUACACCAACAUUGUGUAACUUGUGAUAUGGAUAUAGCACUGUGUUAUGUGCCCUCUCUUUCGAGUACGAGUAACCAGACGUGCUGCGGUGUCCUGGAUCCUCUAUAAACGACCAGUUAAUUUGUCAGAUAUAUCACAGAGCAGGGCAUUACCAUAGUCCAACAGAGAAGUAACAAGUGCACGCACCAAAGUCUUGCAUGCAUCUGCAGUUAUAAACUUACGGAUACAACCGAUGUUCUUCAUCGAUUUUGCAAUAGUGUUUUCUCCAUGUUCACUGAACUAUCAAAGUAUAUCCCUUAGUUUUAAAACAGAUGGACCAGUUUCAAUAGUUCUCGCAUCGUCCCUGAUAUGGAGAGCCAUUGUUUGAUGUCACUUCGGGGAAAGUCUUUUUGAGAAGGAUAGCUAAUGAAGGAUGAUAAAACCUUUAAAAAAAAUGCUGUCUGUGGUCCUAACCACAUUCUGCGAGUCUUUCCGUAUUAUAAGCCUUUUUGCAUUGAAUGAGAAGUGAACUUAUUAGCUGGUAUUGUUCCCUAUAAAUCUGAUGGUGAACGGUGAAUUAAGUACAUUUGUACUUCGCCACCGUCUCUCCGCCUUUCUGCAGUUUUGUUUUUCCAUUUGGAUAUUUUCAUUUUACCACUGGGCAUACAUGUAUCACCUUAGACUGCAGAUAUGCAUAUUCUUUAUCAGAGAUACUAUAACAGAUAUGUAUGCUUCAACAAGAUCAUCAACUUCAUCUUCAGGAGACUGAAGGGCACAAGAAGACUGAAUAUCAUUGAUGAAAUAUGGUAUGGAAAUCUGUACAAAUAUCGCUUUUGUGUUUGGUGAUGCCAUGUCGUUUAUUAACUAGUUUUAAUUGAAAUAGGGUUUCUGCAUUUUAUUUUAAGAGUUGAUUCCACAAGUUGUGAAAACCUGUACCAUAUUAAUUGUUAAAUAAUUUAUUAUUGUAAUAAAUGUGCUUUAUCAAAAUUAUUAUAUCUUUCAUUACAUAAUAUUACAAUUUCUUGAUGUGUUGUUUAAAUGACGACAAAACGUGUGCCAUACAGAUGGUAAAGUAGAUAAUUUUUGCGAUAAUUGUGCUUAGAUGCAAUUAUUUUUGCUAAAAGGUGAACAUUUUGUGUAAAAUGAAAGCGUUAACUAAGGUAUGGACAAAACCGCAAUUUAAACUCGCAAUUGGGUGAUUGAGUAAAGAAAAUGGCAAUUUUACCACUGUUAAACGAAAACUUACUAAAUACUGUAUAGCAAUAACUUGUUACAUUCUAAAUAGACUUCUUCUCUGAAUUAUAUCAAUAUUUUAGAUUACGCUAUAUUAGCGUAUAACUAUGUCAAUUUUUCUUGUUUGCUAUAUUAGCAUGUAUGUAAGAUAUGUCUAAACACAAGGCUAAAUCUGCUAAGGUU
Molecule: messenger RNA, 3692 nt
Organism: Mizuhopecten yessoensis (Yesso scallop)
Lineage: Eukaryota; Metazoa; Mollusca; Bivalvia; Pectinida; Pectinidae
Product: alpha-(1,3)-fucosyltransferase C-like
Exons: 2
Coding region: 112-1227 (371 amino acids)
Cellular component (GO): membrane
Molecular function (GO): alpha-(1->3)-fucosyltransferase activity
Source: RefSeq, a predicted model, not a curated record